AUGUAUGUUUUAAAAAGUCUCAUUUACUUGUAAAUGAAAAUAAUUGUUGGGGUAACAGUACAAUUUUGUUUUGCAAAAACUUGAGGGACUGUCAUCAUAACAAAACAAUUGAAAAAAAUAAUUGUCUGCAGUUGUAUAAAAUAAUCACAGAAUGUUCUGGGUUGGAAGGGACUCAGGGAUCAUUGAGUCCAACCACAGGACACCCCAAGAGUCACUCCCUGUGCCUGAGAGCAUUGUCCAAGUGCUUCUGGACCUCUGUCAGUCCAGUGACCACUGCCCUGGGGAGCUGUUCCAGUGCCCAGACACCCUCUGUGUCAAGAACCUUUUUGGAAUGUCCCUCCUAAACCUCCCCUGACACAAUUUCAGGCCAUUCUCUGGGGUCCUGUCAGUGGUCACCCCAGAAAGGAGAUGAGUGCCUGCCUCUCUUCUUCCCUUCCUGUGGAAAUUGAAGAAUGUGAUUUGUCCCUUCAGUCUUCUCUUCUCUAUCCUUCUCUAGGCAUUGUUCUUAGAAUUUAAAUACUUUAAGAUCAACUUUGUCUGGAUCUUCACUCCUACCCACGUUUUGUUCCCAGAUAAUGUUGUGGUAAUAAAGGUUGCUUCAAGUGCUGCCCUGCUGGGUGUUUUCAGCAGAAGUAAUAGGAGAGCUUUAUUUCAUCAGGAGAGAGAUUCUCUGUUUGAAGAAGGAUUAAGAAUGUAGUCAAGGGCUUUAAAGCAAAACAAUAUAGAAAUAUUGGCACUUACAAAUAAUAAACUUUUUAUUGCUUUAGACAGGUUCAAGUCUAGUAAAUUCAGUUUUACAUUUUCUUGUGCUGCCCUUUGCAGACCAAGAGACUUCACAUUUGAUCUAAAAAUGUUCAACUCUGCAGACAUGGUCUUUUCACUGGAUAGUUUAUUUUAUGAAAAACCAGAUGUGAGACAAAGGUGUCUGGAAAAUGAAGAGCGUAAGACUUGGUUUAUUGCACCUGCUCCAGCUAUUGCUGAAAUUCCAGCUGCAGAGGAGCUACAGAGGGAACUGGAAAAAAACUCAGCCAACACUCAUAUGGUUUUUGUAGGAGGGAGAAAACACGAGAAUUUCAUACAACAAUGUAAGAGUAACACAGAGGAAGUAGAAGAUAAAUCAUCAGCACCUGUUCAUUUUGGCAUAGCCCCUGAAAAAGAAGUCCUACAAUUAAGUCUAGGAGAAAGAGAUAAAACUGGUUUUCAGCCUGAAAAUCUGAAAAUGGUGUCAUCUUUUCUCUCUUUUGAUGAAAAUAAAUCUAAACGAGUAAUAGAUUUUUCUCAGCAGCUGCAAAAUAAAGCAUUAAGUGAAAACAGUGAUGAUGAAAGUGUCCAUUCAACAUUGAGAAAAAGCUUAUUUAAAAAGUCUGGCAAUAUCCAUAAAAAUACAGAAUUUAAAGCUGGUUCUGUUGAUGUGAAAGAAAUUGGUACUUACUUAAAUACAAGUGAAAACGUGAAAGAAGUGACAAAAGGAGGUUUUUUGAGAAAUAAUCAUCAUGCUCCAACAACUAAAGACUCAGAAUUUACUUUGCAUAGGAUAAAUAAUGAGGAGAUUGUGUCUGAAAAUGGAAUUAAAAUUCAAUCAUUUUCUAAUGCUUCAGAGAUUCUGGAUAUGACAGGAUCUACAGGAAGAAAAUUGGAAAUUUUGAGGGCUGUUACAGAAAUACCUACACAAUUUAGGAGUAUUUUUAAGGAGUUCCCAUAUUUUAACUAUGCACAGUCAAAAGCUUUGGAUGAUCUUUUAUACACAGACAGGAACUUUGUGAUUUGUGCUCCAACUGGCUCUGGAAAGACUGUAAUGUUUGAGCUAGCUAUUACCAGAUUACUCAUGGAAGCCCCACUGCCUUGGUUAAAUAUUAAAGUUGUUUACAUGGCGCCGAUAAAAGCUCUAUGCAGUCAGCGUUUUGAUGAUUGGAAAGAAAAAUUUGGACCUCUAGGACUCACCUGCAAGGAGCUGACAGGAGAUACACUGAUGGAUGAUUUAUUUGAAAUACAUCAUGCUGACAUUAUUAUCACUACACCUGAAAAGUGGGAUAGCAUGACUAGAAGGUGGAGAGACAACUCUAUAGUCCAGCUUGUACGGCUGUUUCUCAUUGAUGAGGUCCAUGUUAUAAAGGAUGAAAGCCGUGGUGCAACUUUGGAGGUUGUAGUCAGUCGGAUGAAAACUAUUCAGUCUUCUCUUUGGCGUCUCUUAGAGAAGCAUGACACUGUUCCUCCCUUGAGAUUUGUAGCUGUUUCUGCAACAAUCCCAAAUACUCAAGAUAUUGCAGAAUGGCUUUCAGAUAAUAAGAUGCCUGCUGUAUGCCUGAAAAUAGAUGAAGAUCAACGACCAGUGAAGCUACGCAAAAUUGUUCUUGGUUUUCCUUGCAGUGACAAUCAGACAGAAUUCAAAUUUGACUUAACUCUUAACUACAAGAUAGCUGGCAUUAUACAAACAUACUCGGAGCAAAAACCAGCACUUGUGUUCUGUGCCACAAGAAAAGGAGUACAGCAGGCUGCUUCUGUUCUUGCAAAAGAUGCUAAAUUUCUACUGAGUAUAGAACAGAAACAAAGAUUACAGGGGUUUGCAAAUUCAUUGAAAGACUCCAAACUGAGAGACCUUUUGACAUAUGGUGUGGCUUAUCAUCAUGCGGGUAUGGAGAUAUCGGACAGAAAAAUAAUUGAAGGAGCUUUCACUGUAGGAGACUUGCCAGUACUUUUUACUACUAGCACCUUAGCUAUGGGAGUCAAUCUACCUGCACACCUGGUGGUUAUAAAAUCCACAAUGCAUUAUGUUGGAGGAGUGUUCCAAGAGUACAGUGAAACUGAUAUUCUGCAAAUGAUUGGGAGAGCUGGAAGGCCUCAGUUUGACACUACAGCUACAGCAGUGAUUAUGACUCGUUGCAGUACCAGGGAGAGAUAUGUACAGAUGUUAAAUGGUGCUGAUAUAAUAGAAAGCAGCUUGCACAGGCACCUUAUUGAACACUUAAAUGCAGAAAUAGUGCUGCAUACUGUCACGGAUGUCAGUGUAGCUUUGGAAUGGAUACGAUCAACAUUCUUGUACAUUAGAGCCUUAAAAAAUCCAACUCAUUAUGGUUUUUCAUCUGGAUUAGAUAAAGUUGGAAUAGAGGCAAAAUUACAAGAAUUGUGUCUGAAGAACUUAAAUGAUUUAUCAUCUUUUGAUUUGAUCAGGAUGGAUGAAGCAAAUAAUUUCAAACCAACAGAGACUGGAAGAUUGAUGGCCUGGUAUUACAUUGCAUUUGAUACAGUGAAGCAGUUUUUCACAAUUAAGGGAACUGAGACACUAAAUGAGUUGAUUGGAAUGAUCUCCAACUGCACAGAAUUUGUGGAUGUGAAGUUAAGAACAAAUGAAAAGAAAAUAUUGAACACUUUGAAUAAAGACAAAGACAAAAUAACUAUCAGGUUUCCAAUGGAGGGGAAGAUAAAAACAAGAGAAAUGAAAGUAAACUGUCUCAUUCAGGCUCAGCUGGGAUGCAUUCCUAUUCAAGACUUUACUUUGACACAAGAUACUGGCAGAAUAUUUAGAAAUGGCUUGAGAGUUACUAGAUGGUUAUCUGACUUUCUGGCAUCAUCUAAGAACAACUUCUCUGCUUUAUUAAACUCUUUGAUUUUAGCAAAGUGUUUCAGGUGCAGACUUUGGGAAAAUUCACUUCACGUGUCUAAACAAUUGGAGAAAAUCGGUGUAUCACUGUCAAAUGCCAUGGUAAAUGCUGGGCUGACAUCAUUUAAAAAAAUUGAAGACAUAAAUGCAAGGGAGCUUGAAUUGAUUUUAAACAGACAUCCUCCCUUUGGAAACCAGAUUAAAGAGUCUGUUUUGCACCUUCCAAAAUAUGAACUUGAAAUUGAACAGCUUCCAAAAUACAGUGACACAUUGGCUGAAAUCUUAGUAACCGUCAAAUUAACCAACUAUGAGCAGCUACAGACAAAGAGAACAGCGCCAGACUUUCACUAUGUUACGCUGGUCAUAGGAGAUGCUGACAACCAAGUCAUUUUUAAUCAGAAAAUUAUGGAUUCUGUGCUGCUGAAAACUGGGAAUUGGAUGAAGAAAAUUGAAGUUAAAAGAGCUCUUAAAUCAGAAGACAUUAGUAUAAAUUUAAUUAGUUCUGAUUAUGUUGGCCUUGAUAUAAAGCAAGCAUAUACAGCCUUCUACUUAACACCAAAACCAGAGGGAUGUAAGGUGGUCACAAAUCAAAAAUUGAAAGCUGAAUCUACACUUGAUGUAUGUUGUGGCUCACCCCAAAGCCUGCCAGCAGCAGAAGUAGAUACAGGAGGCAGAUCUAAACAGGAGAUUGCUUACAAGAAAUAUGGAAACAGAGAAUGCAACCACCGCUGUAAAAAUAAAGAUGUGUGUGGGCAUGACUGCUGUAAGACUGGAGUACCUCCAAAGUCACAGAUAAGUGGAGACAUGAAGUUUUCUUUGUACCUGGCUGACUUAAGGAGCAGGAACUCAGUUUCAUCUAUACCCCCAGUAAAACGGCUAAAGAUGCAGAUGUUAAAUCAAGCUGAAAAUGUGGAUCUCAAACAAUUUGUUUUUACACCUAAGUCUUUAUUGCCAGCCUUGCCAAGGUCUAGCAAUAAACUGUCAUCUUCAUCACCUUCAGUGGAUCAGAUAGAUAACAUUAAUACCUUAGGAGUAUCUCAGAAACAACUGCAAUCCUGGAAUUGCAGAAAGAGUAAUGCUUUGGAUGUGGACUUUGAACUGGGAGAUGAUAUUUGGGAUGAUAUUGAUGAUGAGAAAUUGGUAUUUGCUAGUAAUUUUGUCAGUAGAGAAUUAGAACAUGGAAAUACCUGCCUUCAAAUUCCAGAUGAAUGUCAACCCUUCUGCCAGUAUACAGCAAGCAAAGCCACAAAUAACAUUUCAAAAGAUUCAUGCACAGUACAAGAUGAGACCAAUAUUCAGAACUCAAAUGCUUUUAUGGUCAGUGGCACAUCAAAAGUGAAUUUAUCUGUACAGAAUAGAAAUAUAACUUCGUUCAGUUUUCAAGAAAAAAAGCAUUCAAGUCUUUCUCAAGAGCAGAAAACUGUACAGUGUUCUUCCAUCCCAGAAAUGAUCUCUGACUCUUCUAAAUUCACAAGGAAAGAAGAUUUUUUUAUUUUCACUAAAGAACAGGAAAAAGAAGUAGAUCCUAGAUAUCUUCUUGAUGAUGAAUCCAAUGAUGUCAAGCCCUUUCUUGGAAUAUUUGAUGGUAUUUUGUAAAACAUGUAAACAAAAUACACUGUAAGUGCUAGGGAAAGAACCUACAGUCAGUUUUACAGUGAAGGCUUCAGUCAAGAGAAUUUGAUUUCUGUUGUAUACCUAUUUAUCAAUAUCUAAUUUACAGAAUUUAUAGAAUGUAAGAAAUAAUACCUUGUUUUGAUAAGUACUUAAGUAUUUGUUUGGUUGACCUUGCUGUUUUCAGGAUUGCAAAGAAAACAUUGAAAUAUGUCAAAGAAGAAUAGUUCACAAAUUGAGGAUACUUUUAUAGAUAAAAGAAAAUCCCAUUAGGGAAAGUAAAGGAUUUGUAGUAAUGUGUUUGUAGUAACAUGUCCUGCUUCUCAAGUAAUCUUUAAAUGAAUGAAAGACUUUUCUUUGGAAAUUUCAUAAUGUUUUUUUGAUUUUUCUUUCGGUUUCUCUAAAUGUGAUUUUUUUCAUUGUACUGAUUCUAUAAUAUAAUUAGAUUUAUAAUAGAAGUAAUAGAAUGGUAAAUUAUUCUAGAUAUUCCCUUUGACAGUGCUAUGAACAUGUUAAUAAAAAAGUGCAAUUUAAGCAUAUAUGUUUCCAGAUUCUCAGCACAUCAAUUGUUAAAUGUCUGUAAAAAUACUCUAAAACUGUUGCCUGUUCACUUUCAUACACUUGACACUUUCAAGGUCAUAAAAUGGACAUCCAUGUGUCCUAAUACAGAUUUAGGCACCAAGCAUUAGAUUUGGAUAUCUUCAUGUGGCUUAAGUGUUUGUAGAAUAGAAUAGAAUUGUUUGUAGAAUAGAAUAGUGUUUGUCUACUAGAAUAGUAGAUCUUGUAAGUUCAACAGUUAGUGGAAUAUAUGAUAUUGCCUGAAAUCCAAGAGAAUGUUAAUUUUUACCGUUAAUUAUUCAAAAAUGUGAGGAAUUAAAAUGUUACAGUCACAUUACAAUCAUUAGCUGUCUCUUCUUUCAACAUUGUUUGUGGUGCAACUAAAUGCAGCCAUGUUUUGCUGCACUAGCAGGUUGUCAUUUUCUCAGCUAAUAACAUUUUGCUUGACUCCAGUGUUUCCUUACUCUUUUGACAUAACUCUUUCUCUAAUGGCCUAAUCUAAGCAGCCUCAAUACUCAUCCCUCAAUAUGUUUUGGCUAUGCAAAUGCCAACAGGCCCCACUUUUCUGCACCUCAAGUAUUUUAUUACAUCUCAAAGUUACUAGUAUGCCACAUCUCUUUCUGUCAGAUUUUUUUUUUUAAUUAAACUUCCAAGCUGAUGUAACUCAGAAUUACUACAGUAAUUACAUUUAGCCCAGUAGUCCUAGUCAUGUACACAUUGCAGUUCUGUGUCAGGGUAAGAUUUAAGAAUGCAGAUUUUAUCUCUUGCCCAUCACCAUCUUCCGAUUUCCAUGGGAAACAAAUGGCUCCCAGGCAGAUACCGUGGUGUUUCUCAAUGAUGCUUCAUAUAAAUGACCAGGCAACCAAAACCCCAGGCCAAGCCCCAGAAGGGAAGUGUUGGUACAGCUAUGGAGAGCUGUGAUUGCCCCUGUUUAACUGAAUCCCAGGAAGUGAUAAACCUAGUUCACCUGGACUCCCUGUCGAGUCACUAGAAAGACACAGGCACUGUAGAA
Prinia subflava (tawny-flanked prinia) is the source of this 6779-nucleotide messenger RNA. It is a transcript of the gene HFM1, whose product is annotated as helicase for meiosis 1. The transcript is spliced from 38 exons. Gene Ontology annotation, molecular function: nucleic acid binding; ATP binding. NCBI's taxonomy places the organism in Eukaryota, Metazoa, Chordata, Aves, Passeriformes, Cisticolidae. Bases 851 to 5194 code for a protein of 1447 amino acids. The record is from RefSeq and is a predicted model, not a curated record.